GAAAUAUUAAUUCAAAUUAAUAUAAAAUAACUACAAAUCUUUCUUUUAUGUAAGAUUUUUGCAGUAUCUGUUACAGAUUUUUGGUAUCUUUAAAAGUUAGAUUUGAGAAACAUGGCUCCAAAAGGGAAUAACAUGAUUCCUAAUAACCAUUUCCAUAAGGAUUGGCAAAGAUUUGUGAAGACAUGGUUCAAUCAACCAGCAAGAAAAUUGAGAAGAAAGCAGAAUCGAGUUAAAAAAGCGAAAGCGAUUGCUCCUCGACCUGUUAAUGGACCUCUACGACCGGUUGUUAGAUGCCCAACAAUAAGAUAUCACACAAAAGUUAGGGCAGGUAGAGGAUUUUCUCUGUCAGAACUGAAGGCUGCAGGUUUGAAUCCAGCUUUUGCCAAAACUGUUGGAAUUGCUGUUGAUUAUCGUAGACGUAAUAAGUCUGUAGAAUCUAUUCAAAUUAAUGCACAACGCUUAAAAGAAUACAAAUCUAAACUCAUCUUGUUCCCAAUUCACAAUAAGAAGAAACUGCGCCCUGGAGAGGCUGAUGAAAAAGAAAGAAAGGUUGCAAGUCAACUAACUGGUGAAGUGCUACCAAUUCGUCAACCAGCUAUUAAAUCAAAAGCACAUGUUCCAACAGAAGAAGAAAAGAAAUUCAAUGCUUAUAUUACAUUAAGAAAGGCCCGAGCUGAUGCAAGAUUAGUAGGAGUCAGGGCUAAACGUCAAAAGGACGCAGCAGAAAAUCCUGACGACGUAACGAAAGCAGCGAAGGAGCCUAAGAAGGCAAAAAAAUAAGAUUUGAUCUUUUAGAUGUAAAUAAAAGACAAUAAAAAAGGAACAAAAAAUA
Molecule: messenger RNA, 832 nt
Organism: Agrilus planipennis (emerald ash borer)
Lineage: Eukaryota; Metazoa; Arthropoda; Insecta; Coleoptera; Buprestidae
Product: 60S ribosomal protein L13
Exons: 5
Coding region: 112-780 (222 amino acids)
Biological process (GO): translation
Cellular component (GO): cytosolic large ribosomal subunit; ribosome
Molecular function (GO): structural constituent of ribosome; RNA binding
Source: RefSeq, a predicted model, not a curated record